AUGGAGCACUCCCAACACGUCGAGGCCGGCGAGAAAGUUCCCGAUAUUGACAUGGACGAUGUCAAGGGCAACUCCAACGCCGCCCAAGAGGCCGCCAUGGACGCCGAAAUCGCCCGCCUUGAGGAGUCCAGCCAGGGCCUCAAGCGGCCCAGAUUCGAACUAUCCUUCUCCAACCCCGCAACCUUUACCUACGUGCUUGUCGGCUUCGCAUCUCUGGGAGGUCUGCUUUCGGGUCUCGAUCAGUCGCUCAUCAGUGGUGCGAACAUCGAUUUGCCGAUUGAUUUGAAUCUCUCGGCGAACCAGGCUAGUCUGGUGAAUUCCGGUAUGCCGCUGGGUGCCGUGGCCGGUGCGUUAAUUCUGUCGCCGUCCAACGAGUAUCUGGGUCGUAAAAAUUCGAUUAUCUUGUCGUGUAUCUUGUACACCAUCGGCGCUGCCCUUGAGGCCGGCGCUAUAGAUUUUGGUAUGAUGUUUGCCGGUCGUUUCAUUCUGGGCACUGGUGUCGGUCUCGAAGGUGGUACUGUCCCUAUCUACGUUGCGGAGAGUAUCUCGUCCAGUCUUCGCGGAAAUCUUGUGUCUCUCUAUCAGUUCAAUAUUGCUCUAGGUGAGAUUCUGGGCUAUGCCGUGGCCGCCAUCUUUAUCGGCGUCAAGGGUAACUGGCGUUACAUCCUGGGUUCAUCUCUUGUCUUUUCCACCAUCAUGUUUAUCGGCAUGCUUUUUAUGCCUGAGAGUCCGCGUUAUCUCAUGUUCAAAGGCCGAGAGCAAGAAGCAUACUCCGUCUGGAAGAAGAUCCGUGGUUUCGACACCUACGAAUCUAAAGCCGAAUUCCUGGGCAUGCGCGAAACAUGCCAGAUUGAAAAUGAAGAGCAGGCUCAGACCAAGAGAUUCCCCUGGUUGGACUUUUUCACCAACCCGCGCGCUCGUCGUGCACUCGUCUAUGCAAACAUCAUGGUCUUCCUGGGUCAAUUCACCGGCGUCAACGCAGUCAUGUACUAUAUGAGCGUGCUCAUGGAAUAUAUCGGCUUCACAGCCAAAGACGCAGUUUUCAUGUCCCUCGUCGGCGGCGGCGCAUUGAUGCUCGGCACAAUUCCCGCCGUGCUGUACAUGGAACGUUUCGGUCGUCGCUACUGGGCCAAUCUCAUGCUUCCCGGUUUCUUCGUUGGACUCAUCUUCGUCGGUGUCGGGUACCAGAUCAACCUUGAAACACACCGCCAACUUGCCGAGGGUCUGUAUCUCACCGGCAUCAUUCUGUACAUGGGCUUUUUUGGUUCUUACGCCUGCCUAACUUGGGUCAUUCCCGCGGAGGUCUACCCAACUUACCUCCGACACUACGGCAUGACGACCUCGGACGCAAACCUGUUCCUCUGCAGUUUCAUCGUCACCUACAACUUCACACGCAUGAUGAACAGCAUGACGCGCAUCGGUCUCACGCUCGGGUUUUAUGGCGGCAUCGCGGUGCUGGGCUGGGUAUAUCAGAUUCUGUUCAUGCCAGAGACAAAGAACAAGAGUCUGGAGGAGAUUGAUGAGUUGUUCAGUAAGCCGACUUCGGUGAUUGUGAAGCAAAAUGUGAAGAAUACGGUGCAGGUCAUGAGGGAUCUGGCUGCCUUUAGAUUUAAGAAGGUUUUCAUGCCGGAAUAA
Talaromyces amestolkiae is the source of this 1635-nucleotide messenger RNA. RefSeq lists its product as uncharacterized. Gene Ontology annotation, biological process: transmembrane transport. Gene Ontology annotation, molecular function: myo-inositol:proton symporter activity. Gene Ontology annotation, cellular component: membrane. Bases 1 to 1635 code for a protein of 544 amino acids. NCBI's taxonomy places the organism in Eukaryota, Fungi, Ascomycota, Eurotiomycetes, Eurotiales, Trichocomaceae. The transcript has a single exon. The record is from RefSeq and is a predicted model, not a curated record.